Salpingoeca rosetta is the source of this 3934-nucleotide messenger RNA. Its product is annotated as DNA ligase 1. Gene Ontology annotation, cellular component: mitochondrion; nucleus. The transcript has 20 exons. Gene Ontology annotation, molecular function: ATP binding; DNA binding; DNA ligase (ATP) activity. Bases 56 to 3679 code for a protein of 1207 amino acids. Gene Ontology annotation, biological process: Okazaki fragment processing involved in mitotic DNA replication; DNA recombination; DNA biosynthetic process. The record is from RefSeq and is a predicted model, not a curated record. NCBI's taxonomy places the organism in Eukaryota, Choanoflagellata, Craspedida, Salpingoecidae.
AAUCGUUCAAACAAACCAGAGACGACUUUGGCGGCAAACAGCAACACCCACGACGAUGAUGGACGAGGAGACAGCUGCGACAGCGACGAUGAAGAGGAGGGUGGUGAAGAAGAUGGUGGUGGAUGAUGAUGAUGAUGAUGAUGAUGAAGGGGAGGAGGAGGAGGAGGAACUUGAUGUAAAGGGAGUGCAGGCAGUGAAGGAGCAGCAGCAGCAGCAGCACAACAACAACCAGAAACACAGCCUCACUGCUGCUCGCAAGCGCAUUAUUGAGAGCGACGAUGAGGACGAGGAUGAGGACGAGGACAAGACCGACAGCGAUGUUGAGAGCUACGCUGCGUUCCUCUUCCCUGGUGACAGCAGCGACAGCAAAAGCCAAGGCGGCAGCGACAAGGGCCAAAAGUCCAAGCAGACCAAGCUGCAGCUGGGAAAGCUACUGCAGCCUCCACCACGCACAGCACCAGCAAGCAAAGCUGAGCCGGCCCCACAACAGGUUACGCCGGACAACAAGGCCAGCGCACCUGCCAGCCCCUCCAACCAGGAGCAAGAUUGCGAACAAGAGCAACAACAACAGAAGCAGCCUUCUGGGGCUGAGGAUGAUGCCACGCCAAGUAAGGAGCCCUUGCCCGCGACACCAAAGGAAGCCACCAAGGCCUCAGCUUCCAAGCACAAGAACAGUGACAGCACAGCAACCGACGAUGGUGAUCUGUCUCACGUUCAAAACUACGUGAACCCAAAGGACUGGGAGGCCCCCAAGUCAACAAAGCCAAAGGACCCCAACUACAAGCCUGCGUGGAUGCGCGGCACGCGCCGAUCCGCCAAGCGCUCAGCCAAGCCCAAAUCAAAGGCCAAGAAGACUGCCAAGACCAGCAAGGCCAAAAGCGCCUCCCGGUCCACGUCGACCUCAUCCCCAGAGGAGAGCCAGACAUCCACUGCCACGCCAGAAGCAACGCAGGAUAUGGACACCCAGCCAGAGAGCUGCGGUGACCAGGAAAAGGCAGAGGCAGCAACGUCAACCAGAGCUGCUGGUUCUGAUGAUGCGGGCACCCGCAACUGCACUGACGCCGACACCAUUACAGCCAGAGGUGACAGCAACAUCGACGAUGACAGCGACAACAACAGCGAUAACAGCGCCAGUGGGGAGAGCAUGGACACUGCGGAGGACACAGCAGCCGCAGAAGGCAACGGUGCUGUGACCCCUGAGGUGGAAGACCGCAGUGAUCGCAGCAGAGACGUGCAGACACCAGCGCGGCCGCUUGAUGCAUCAAAUGAGAAGAAGAAAGAGCAAGUGAACGAGAGCACAGAGGCAAAGGCCGAAGGAGUGCAGCAGAGGAGCGAUGGGGCAGAAAAGCAAAAGCAAACGCAAAAGGAAAAGGAUGAGAAGAAGAAAGAGGGGAAGGACCAAGGCAGCGCUCUUGCUGGCGGCGACAAGACAGAGAAGCCAGCAGCUGCUGCAUCUUCCUCCAAGCGGACCAUCAUGGACAUGUUUUUCGCUCCCCGCAAAGCGGUCAAGAAAUCAGCGACGAAGACGGGCAAAGCAUCAGAGGUGGACAAGCCCAAGGCACCACCAGCCACAUCACCAGCGGCAGUCUCAUCCACACCAACACGGCGUUCAGCGGAUACCAACGCUGCUGCGGCCAAAACAGGCACAACAACACCAGCAAACCCACCAUCGUCAUCAUCAUCAACAACACCUGGCUGUGAUCCCAGCGACUUUGACCCGAGCGCAGCGCGGUAUGACCCGAUUGCGAGCGCGUGCUGGUGCCGGGGACAGCAGGUGCCGUACAAGGCGCUGGCGGCGACAUUCAAGCUUGUGGAGGCGACGAGCAAACGCUUGGAGAUUAUCAACACCGUCUGCAACCUCUUCCGCUCCGUGAUGGUGCUCAGCCCAGCCUCACUCGUGCACUGCAUCUACCUGUGCACAAACGACCUCGCCCCUGCAUACGAGGGCAUUGAGCUUGGCAUCGGAGAUUCCAUCCUCAUGAAGGCAAUUCAGAUUGCGUCAGGGCGCAGUCUUCAACAGAUUCGUGCAGACAUGGCCACCAUCGGAGACCUGGGGGAGGUGGCUGCCAAGUCCCAGUCGAAGCAGCGCAAGCUGACGUUUGGGCGCAAGAAGAAACCGCUCACCGUUGAUGCUGUCUUUGCAAAGCUCAAAGCUAUCGCCGUGCUCAAGGGGCAGAAUAGCCAGCAGCGCAAGGUUGACAUGAUCCAGGGCCUGCUGGUCGCGUGCCAGUCGAGCGACGAGGCGAAAUUCCUCAUCCGCGCACUCGGUGGCAAGCUGCGCAUUGGACUGGCGGAAUUGAGUGUACUGAGCGCACUGGGGCAGGCGAUUGCACUCACCCCGCCGGCUCAAGGGGAGUAUCCACCGCCUAUUCUGGAUGCGAGCAAAGGUGUUCAUGCAGACAAAUUCAAGGCAACCAUGGAGGAGUGCACGCUGAAACUGAAGACGGUGUAUUGUGAGCUUCCAAACUACGACUACAUCAUCCCAAUCCUCCUCGAAGAAGGCAUCGAUGCGCUGUCUGAGAAGUGUGGCAUCACGCCUGGCAUUCCCAUGAAGCCAAUGCUCGCCCACCCAACAAAGGGCGUGGAUGAGGUGCUGCAGCGCUUUGACGGAAAGACGUUCGUGUGCGAAUACAAAUACGAUGGCGAGCGUGCACAAGUCCACCGCAACGAAAAGGGCGAGAUGUUCAUCUACAGUCGCAACUCUGAGAACCACACAACCAAGUACCCAGACGUCAUUGCAAACGUCCCAAACGCGUUUGCGGAGGGCGUAUCUGAUUUUGUGCUGGACUGCGAGGCCGUUGCGUUUGACAUGACAAGCCAGCAGAUUCUUCCGUUCCAAGUGCUCAGCACACGCAAGCGCAAGGACGCCACAGAAGACAGCGUGGAGGUGCAGGUGUGUCUGUUUGCGUUUGAUCUCCUCUAUCUCAACGGACAAUCGCUCGUACGGGAACCGCUGCACACUCGCCGCUCCCUCCUCAGAUCAAACUUCAAGCACGUGCAAGGUCGCUUCCAGUUUGCGGACUGCCUCGUCACCUCGGACACCGACGAGAUUGGGAUGUUCCUGGAGCAAAGCAUCAAGGACAGCUGCGAAGGACUGAUGAUCAAAACGCUGACGGAAGAUGCGUCCUACGAGAUUGCGCGCCGGUCCCACAGCUGGCUCAAGCUCAAGAAGGACUACCUGGAGGGGGUUGGAGACACGCUUGAUCUUGUAGUGAUUGGUGGAUGGCUCGGCAAGGGAAAACGCACGGGCACAUAUGGCGCUUUUCUGCUUGCGUGCUACGACGAAGAGAGCGAGGAGUACCAGAGCAUCUGCAAGAUUGGCACGGGCUUCUCGGAUGAGGACCUGAAGACGCACUUUGAGCAGUUAAAGCCGCACGUGAUACCGUCACCACGCAACUACUACCGCUACGACUCGACACUCGCGCCCGACCACUGGUUCGACGCAGCGCAGGUGUGGGAGGUGAAGGCUGCGGACCUGUCCAUCUCUCCUCGCCACAAGGCCGCUGCGGGCUUGGUUGAUGCGGAGAAGGGCAUUUCGCUGCGCUUUCCCCGGUUCAUUCGCGUUCGUGAUGAUAAGAAGCCAGACAUGGCCACGUCAGCAUAUCAGGUUGCGGACAUGUACAACAGCCAGGACCUGGUGCAGAACAGCCGUGGUCGCCCCAACGGCCCACCGCGCUAGGCACGUGCGACCUGCGAACACGUUCUUGCUGGUUGUCGCGGUGUGUUGACACGUGGUCAAGGUGGUGAGUGGUGAUUGGGUGAUGGGUGACUGGAUUGGGCGUUGUGUUGAUGGCGGCGGCUGCGUUGAUGUCGCGUUGUUCCUUCUUGCAUGUUCCUUUGUCAGCACUCUGCGUUUGUUGCGUGGCCAAUGAUAGAGCCUUGUCUCUUGUAAGUCUUGCAUCUUUGUUGUAUUGCUUCAUUAAACGUCCCCGCA